GCCAUGGGGUACAAGGACAAGGGCAACGUGUGCAUCGCGGCGGGCGACAGCGCCGGCGCCGCCAAGCAUUAUGAGAGGGGCAUCAAGAUCGUCUCCACGCUGGGGACUGACGAGCAGGCGAAGGCCCUGCUGCUGUCGCUCAGGCUCAACCUCGCGCUGGCUUGCACGAAGGAGGAGCGGUACUUCGACGCCGCGAGCGCGGCCACCAAGGUUUUGGAGGUGGACGCCGCCAACGUCAAGGUGGGGGUCGUCGUGGGGACGGNAAGAGCGGGAAACAGUAAGAAGGUUGGGGCUUUGUUUCGGAGAGGUGUGGCUAGGGCACGACUUGGGGCUUUGGAAGACGCCAAGAGUGACCUGCUGGCCGUUGUCAAGGCUGACCCGCGCAAUGGCGGAGCCAAGAAGGAGCUCAAGGCGGUGCGAGACCGACUCAUGGAGCACAGAAAGAAGGAGAAGGAGAGCUACGGGGGCCUGUUCGACAAGGGGCCAAUGUACAACGACAAAGAGGCAAGCAGGGGGUCCCUACAAACAUGCUCCCCAAGGGUUGAGCGGAAGAAGCGAGAAGCCGAAGCCCUGAAACGUCAGAAGGAAGAGGAGGAGCAGUGGGGCAAGGCCAACGAGCAGAGAAAGGCGGAUGGAAAGGAGGAGCAGACGCUGGAGGACUGGCGGAAGGAGAAGAAAGAGGCGGAGGAGAAGGCUAAGAAGGAGCGCGAGGAGAAGGAGAGGUCGAACCCGCGCCCCUCCGCGAUCCCCGUCGCCCCGCCAAAAAAGCCUUCCAAGAAUGAGGGGGGUGGGGGGGACGGCGACGACGAGAUGGAGCUGGACGAGGACGACCUGAAGAUCAUCCAGGACACGAAGAAGCAGGGGUACUGCUACUUCAAGAGGACGCUCAGCGAGCAUGACCAGAAGCUGUUGAACGCAGAGCAGAUGAAGCUGAGAGCGCGUGUGGCUGAUCCGGCGAGCAUCCCAGAAAAGAAGGAGGCAGACGCGGACGCCGUUAGGUCUGCUUGGAAUAACGCUGGGACCUGGGAGGAGAUGGAGAAGACGGACUGGUGCAAGGGGAAGCUCACGGAAGCCUUCAGGAAGGUAUCGGUGACCGUCGGGACGGACGCUCGCAGCGACCCGGAGUUCCUGUUGGAGAAGCUCGGCGGUUUCGAUUUCGCUUCCGCCGCCGCGGCAGACGGCGCCGGGGGCGGGAAGGGGCUGGAGGCGCUCGGCCAGCUGAAGCAGACCCUAGCGCAGGUGGGCGUUGUUCGCGUUGGUGCACCGACCUCCUUUCCCCGGGUUCUAUCCUUGGAAAUUUCCCUUGUGCAGCUGAGGGCGAACGUGACGAGCGUCGAUAUUGUGGAGGCGGACGCGCGUGUGAUCUGCGUGAGCAACAAGAUCAAACACCUCUUCGAGUUCAACGUCAAGGUCAAGUUCUCGCUGACCAUCGACGAGUCCAUGGGGCUGCAGCCGCAAGCACAGGAGGAGGGGCAAGCAGCAAGCAAGGACGCCGCCCUGGUAAAGACGUACAAAGGCACGCUGGAGUUCUUGGAUAUGACCAAUGGCGAUGUGGACAACGGACGGUUUGAGUCAGAGCCGGAGCUGAAGUGGGACAAGGGCUCAAAGUGGGAUUCCGUGUACGCCGACAGGAUCAAGACCUGCGUCGCUGACCUCAAGGCUGGCCUCCUGUCCGCCCUCGGGGUAUUCUUCGAGGAGUACAGGAGCUCGUAGCUCGGUAGCUUGCUACCUUAUCACAACUCAA
Ectocarpus sp. CCAP 1310/34 is the source of this 1744-nucleotide messenger RNA. Lineage: Eukaryota; Phaeophyceae; Ectocarpales; Ectocarpaceae. The record is from the annotation of a GenBank genome assembly.